GUCUGCAAGAUGUCAUUUCCGAUGUGCGACGCCUUGGCGCGGAGCUUGGCCUUGCUGAGCGCGGAGCCGCAGAGGCCGACGCUCUGCAGGCCAGGGUGGACAAGGCGGUGGCCCUUGCCGCUCAGAUGGCUGCGGAAGCACGAGCGGCAGCAGCUGCGAAGCCGGCUGUUGAGGCCGCUGAUGGACAAGGACAUGCCAACCCGACUGCACCGGGGGACCGAGCGGCACCGGCAGGAUGGGGUCCUGCCUGGGCGGCGCAACCCAAAGGUUGCCUUCAUCGAGUGGACGCGCCCCAUCUUCCCCGGCGGCCACUGGACCCCUCAGAUGAUCGAACUGGCGGGCGGCAUCUCCUCCCUCAACCCGCCCACAAGUCCGGGCAGCGGCGCCCCCCCCUCCC
This is a messenger RNA of Astrephomene gubernaculifera, 397 nucleotides long. The record is from the annotation of a GenBank genome assembly. Lineage: Eukaryota; Viridiplantae; Chlorophyta; Chlorophyceae; Chlamydomonadales; Astrephomenaceae.